Leptosia nina is the source of this 7260-nucleotide messenger RNA. NCBI's taxonomy places the organism in Eukaryota, Metazoa, Arthropoda, Insecta, Lepidoptera, Pieridae. The record is from the annotation of a GenBank genome assembly.
AUGUCGAAUCAGGUAGCUACUUUUGUAGCGGGUCUUAAAUCCCGAAAUGUGGAUGUUCAAACGAAGACCGCGAGAGAACUGUAUCACUAUGCUAAAACUGAGUUGCGAGAAGUUCCGCAAGAGGAGCUCACUCAGUUCCUUGAUGAGUUCAAUCAUCAAAUAUUUGAGAUGGUUUCAAGUAAUGAUGUUCACGAGAAAAAAGGCGGCGUUCUAGCCAUAGUGUGUCUGAUUGGUGGUGACUGUGAUACAACUAAAACUAGAAUAACAAGAUUUGCUAACUAUCUCAGGAACUUGCUACCAUCAUCAGAUGCAGGUGUAAUGGAACUAGCUGCCAAGACAGUUGGUCGUCUUGCUACUGUAUCUGGUGUUAAAAGAGCUGAAUAUGUUGAAUUUGAAGUGAAAAGGGCUUUUGAAUGGCUCUCAGAGGAAAGAAAUGAGGGUAGGCGCCAUUCUGCUGUUUUGUUAUUAAAAGAAUUGGCUAUAGCUAUGCCUACAUAUUUCUAUCAACAAGUGUCUGGUUUUUUUGAUCACAUUCUUAUUGCUUUAAAAGACCCAAAGCAGCAAAUAAGAGAAGCAGCUGCUAAAGCAUUACGAGCUGGGUUAGUGGUCACAGCACAGCGAGAAACAGCUAAGCAAUCAACUGCUAAACCUCAAUGGUAUAUGCAAUGUUGUGAAGAAGCGAUGCUGUCAUUUGAAGAUAUUCCCAUUAAGGAAAAAGGCAUUAUAAAAGAAGAUAGAGUACAUGGUGGGCUUUUGAUUCUGAAUGAAUUGUUACGCUGCUCUAAUGCUGUAUGGGAGAAAAAGUAUACACAUCUAAUGAGGAGUAUUGAUACCCAGCAGGAUAUUAUAGUAUCUGACGAUAUUAUUUUCAUUAGUUCCAAACUACAUAGCCCAUCUGUGAAAAGAGGUUACCUAUGUGAUGGCUUUAAAACAGAAAAUGUCCAGUAUCCAGUUCCUAUUUAUGAGUCUGAAGUAUGUAAAAAAUUACUGACUGAGAAGAUUGAAAGAAUUUUUCAUGAUGUAAUGGCACAAAGACAUUUAAAACUUCAAGGUGUACCACAAACAUUACUUAUUAUAAUUCCAAGAUUAGCUGCAUUUAAUAAAGAACUCUUUUUGAGAAAAUAUCUCAACUCUACUAUGCAUUAUUUAUUAACUUCAAUAAGAAGUAGAGAAAAAGACCGAAACAUGGCUUUCACCACCCUUGGCCUUAUGGCAGCUGCUUUAGGGGGUGAUAUAAGGAAUUUUAUACCAAGGAUCAUGGAAGUCAUUAAACAGGCUCUACCAUUCAGGGACACUCAAACAAAGAAAAGAAUUUGGAUAGAUCCUUCAAUUUUUGCCUGCAUAACUUUAUUGAGCAGUGCGGUUAAAGACCUUGUUAUUUCUGAUAUUAAAGAAUUACUUGAUGCUCUAUUUGCAACUGGGCUCAGUCCAUCCCUAACUAUUUGUCUCAAGGAAUUGAGUGAAAAUCUACCAUCACUAAGAGCUGAAAUAUCUAAAGGUCUUUUGAAUAUGUUAUCAUUAGUGUUAAGAAAUAAACACUUUUUACAUCCAGGUGUACCCAGGAGUUUAGAACAACAAAUGAGUAACAGUAUGAAUAUUGUGGUUGAACCGCAAGAUACCGCUAGUAUUGUGCUGGCUUUGAGAACUCUUGGUACAUUCCAUUUUGAAGGCCAUCACAGUUUGCUUAUGUUUGUUAAGCGAUGUGCAGAUCAUUUCUUACAAAGUGACCAACAGGAAAUUAGGGUAGAAGCUGUGAAAACAUCUGCAAAGUUACUAGCUGAUGCUGCUAUCAGAACUAGGCAUAUGCCAUCCAAAACUUUGACAAUGCUGACUGCAGAAGUUGUUGGCAAAAUGCUGAUUGUAUCAGUGACUGACCCUGAUUAUGAAGUCAGGUAUUGGGUGCUUGAAUCGUUGACGGAUAUUUUUGACACUCAUUUAGCACAAAUAGAAAAUCUCAGUUUUCUAUUCAUUGCAAUGAAUGAUGAACAUUUAGAAAUACGAGAAUUAGCCAUUUGUAUGAUCGGAAGACUCAGUACUGUUAAUCCCGCAUAUGUAAUGCCUGGACUCAGAAAGACUUUAAUACAGUUUUUGACAGAAUUAGAACAUUCGGGAAUGAGUCGUAAUAAGGAACAAGCUGCAAGGAUGUUAGACAAUCUGAUUUUACAUGCACCCAAACUUGUAAAGCCAUAUAUGGAGACUAUACUAAAUGUUCUUGUUCCAAAACUUAAGGAACCAGAUGUUAACCCUGGUGUGGUUAUCAGUGUUCUAAAAGCUGUUGGCGAUUUAGCAGACGUUCAUGGCGAUAAUACUGGCUUAAGAAAAUGUCUUCCUGAGCUAUUGACUAUACUCCUGGACUUGUUAUCCGACGCAACUGCCACCGAAAAGCGCAGUGUAGCUCUAUGGGCGUUUGGCCAAUUAAUCAGCGCUACAGGAUAUGUUGUAACACCGUAUACUGACUAUCCAAACCUUAUGGAUGUGUUGUUAAAUUUCCUCAAAACAGAACAGCAGCCUAAAGAUAGACGGGAAACGAUAAGAGUCUUAGGAUUGCUCGGAGCGCUAGAUCCGUACAAACAUAAACUGACGAGGAGCAGGAAAGACGGUCAGCCUAACUCGAGUUUAGUGCCCGUAGCUGACAGUAAAGUGGAAGAAAACAAUUUUGAUAUUUCAUCCAGUGAGAUGUUGGUUUUGAUGCCGACAGCUGUGCUAGAUGAGUACUAUCCUGCUAUAGUUAUAUCGACUCUAAUGCGAAUUUUGCGCGAUCCCACUCUUCAACAACAUCAUACGAGUGUUGUUCAAGCUGUCACUUUUAUAUUCCAAUCGCUCGGUAUCAAAUGCGUUCCCUAUAUAUCGCGAGUAACCCCAAGUCUAUUGUUUGUAGCUCGCGCUACAGAUAGUAACAGCUUUCGUGAGUUUCUUUUCACGCAGUUAGCUAAGCUGAUUGCGAUUGUGAAACAACACAUUCGAAAUUAUUUGGACAAAAUCUUCGACCUAAUUAAGGAAUUCUGGACUCCAAACAGUCCGCUGCAACCUACCCUUAUUUUACUGGUGGAACAUAUUGCAAUUGCCCUUGGAUCCGAGUUUAAAGUAUAUUUACCCCAGUUGAUGCCGCAAAUAUUAAGAGUAUUGGCUCAUGACACCAGCAAAGAUAGGGUUGUGACAGAGAAACUACUCUUUGCACUGCAGAAAUUUGAGGAUAACUUAGAUGAUUAUAUGCAUUUAGUUAUUCCUUCGAUCGUAAAGUUGUUUGACGCGUCGGACUGUCCUAUACCCGUCGCUAAAGUUGCGAUGGAGACAGUAGAUUACUUGUCCGAUUCGUUGAACUACAGUGAAUUGGUAUCAAGAAUUAUUCAUCCUCUCGUGAGGAGUUUGGACAGUUGUUACGCGCUCAGAACGACCGCAAUGGACACGCUAUGUGCGUUGAUCGCUCAGCUCGGUCGAAAGUUCAAUGACUUUAUACCGCUGGUACAAAAAGUUAUUUUAAAGCACAGGAUACAGCAUCAGAACUAUGAUCUGUUGCUAUCGAAACUGCAAACACCGCCUUCUUCGGCGUUGGAAGAAUUUCCAAGACGGAAACCGAAAAAUAAUAAUCAAGAGGGACGUAUCGUUGCGUGUGAUACUUCGCAAUCAAUUCGAAAGCUUUACGUAAACGCGCAUAGUCUACAAGACGCUUGGACGGUCAGCAGCCGUGUGUCCAAAGAUGAUUGGCUGGAGUGGCUUCGGCGGUUUAGCAUUGGACUUCUGACGGAAUCACAUAGUCCUGCUUUAAGGGCGUGCCUGGCUUUGGCUCACAACUACUCGCAACUGUUGCGGGAUUUAUUCAACGCGGCCUUCGUGUCGUGCUGGACAGAGCUGGAUAGCCGAUCGCGAGGAGAACUAUCGAAUGCGCUAGAACAGGCUCUAACUGCGCCUGAUGCGCCCGAGUUGGCUCACACGGUGCUGAAUUUGGCUGAGUUCAUGGAGCACUGCGAGGGCGGAGCCCUACCAAUAUCCACGCAUCUGCUCGGCGAAAGGGCUAUGCAUUGUAGGGCAUAUGCCAAAGCAUUGCAUUAUAAGGAAGAAGAAUUUCGCAGCGGCGCAACCUCGCAGGUGGUCGAAGCAUUAAUACACAUUAAUAACAAAUUGCAACAGAAGGAAGCAGCUGAAGGUUUGCUGGAAAGAGUCAUGACGCAAAGAGAAGCAGGUGAUACGAGCCUAAAAGUCCAGAUUAGGUGGUACGAGAAGCUACACAACUGGGAGAAAGCUCUUAACCUCUACGAAGAAAAACUAACCGAUGGCGAUAUGGAAAUUUGCCUUGGAGAGCUUCGCUGCUUUGAAGCCUUGGGAGAAUGGACUAAACUGUACAAUACAGUGUCAAAUUGUUGGACUAAAAUGACAGAUGAAGAGAAAUUCAAAGCCGCAAGACUAGCAGCUGCUGCUGCUUGGGGUCUUAAUGAGUGGGAAUCCGUGGCGAACUACGUCAACUUUCUACCAGAAAACACCCAAGAUGGUGCUUUCUAUAGGGCUGUGCUAAACAUUCAUAAUGAAGACUACAACACAUCUAAAUUGUACAUUGAUCAAGCGCGGACUAUUCUGGAUUCCGAAUUGACAGCUGUAGCUGGCGAAAGCUACCAGAGAGCGUACGGCGCUCUAGUAAGUGCGCAGCUAUUGGCAGAAUUGGAGGAAGUUAUAACAUAUAAACUCGUGUCCGAGAGGAGAGAAUCCAUUCGCCAAGCCUGGUGGACCCGGUUGCAAGGUGGACAAAGAUUGGUCGAAGAUUGGCGUAAGAUACUUCAAGUGCGCGGUCUUGUACUCACCCCCCAAGAAGAUAUGGCCACGUGGUUGAAGUUCGCAUCGCUGUGCAGAAAGAGCGGAGCGCCAAGACAAGCUCAUAAAACUCUUGUAAUGCUUCUCGGGUCGGAUCCCAGUGAAAAUCGCGACAUGCCUCUCCCCAGCCACGAACCCAGGCUCACCCUCGCGUAUGCAAAACACUUGUGGGUGGCUGGUGACAAACAACUGGCGUACGACCAGUUGCAACGAUACGUGGAUAAUGUAGAGACAGGUGACGCUGAACACUGUAGACUUCUCGCUCGAUGCCACUUAAAGUUGGGUGCUUGGCGGGAGUCUCUGCUGGGCAUAAACGAACAAUCCAUCCCCACUAUCCUGCACAACUACUUGGUCGCCGCAAACCUAUCUUCAGAUUGGUACAAAGCCUGGCACGCCUGGGCCUACAUGAAUUUCGAGACGGUGUUAUUCUAUAAACACCAAGAAGCCGACAACGAGACUAGUGAAGCUAAACCUCCGGUUGAAUAUAUCCAGACGCACACGGUUCCCGCCGUAGAAGGGUUCUUUAAAUCAAUUAAUUUAUCUCAUGGCAGUUCCCUCCAAGACACUCUUAGAUUGUUGACUCUCUGGUUCGACUAUGGCCAUCAUCCGGCCGUGCACGAAGCGCUAGUGGAAGGCAUAAGGACGAUAGAAAUAAAUGUGUGGCUUCAGGUGAUACCUCAGUUGAUAGCUAGAAUUGACACGCCCAGACCUCUAGUGGGGAAGCUGAUACAUUCUCUCUUAAUAGAUAUUGGGAAAUCUCACCCUCAGGCGCUUGUCUAUCCUUUGACUGUGGCCUCCAAGUCCUCGUUUGUAGAUCGCAAAAAUGCCGCUAACCAAAUUCUGAAGUCGAUGUGUACACAUUCAAAUAACUUGGUGAAUCAAGCUGCUAUGAUUUCUGAAGAGUUGAUUCGGGUCGCCAUUUUGUGGCAUGAACAAUGGCACGAGGCUUUGGAAGAAGCGUCUCGGUUGUACUUCAGCGAGCACGACGUGAAAGCCAUGUUCAAAACUCUGGAGCCGUUGCACGCUAUGUUGGAACGGGGACCGCAAACGCUAAAGGAAAUAUCGUUCAGUCAAGCGUAUGGGCGGGAUCUAAAUGAAGCGCAAGAGUGGUGCAAUAGAUUUAAGGAAUCUGGUCAAGUUCGAGACUUAAACCAAGCCUGGGACCUCUACUACCACGUGUUCCGUCGGAUCAGCCGACAGCUAUCUCAGUUGACGUCACUAGAGCUGCAGUAUGUCAGUCCACAGUUGCUCAGCUGUCGAGACUUGGAGCUAGCGGUGCCGGGAUCUUAUGUACCAGAUCAAGACCUUAUCAGAAUUGCACACAUACAGAGUAGUUUGCAGGUGAUAACCUCAAAGCAGCGACCGCGCCGUCUCUGCAUCCGCGGUUCAAACGGCAAAGACUACAUGUUCCUGCUCAAGGGUCACGAAGACUUACGCCAGGACGAAAGAGUGAUGCAACUCUUCGGUCUCGUUAAUACCCUGCUGCAGGCAGAUCCCGAUACUUUCCGCAGGGAUUUAGCCAUACAAAGAUACGCUGUGAUACCGCUGUCAACGAAUUCGGGUUUAAUAGGAUGGGUACCGCACUGCGACACACUACAUUCGCUGAUCCGAGAUUACAGAGACAAGAGAAAGAUCCUUCUUAAUAUAGAACAUAGGAUCAUGCAACGGAUGGCGUCGGAUUUGGAAAAACUGAUGUUGAUGCAGAAGGUGGAAGUAUUUGAGCACGCGUUAGAGCAUACAGCUGGAGACGAUCUCGCCAAGUUAUUGUGGCUCAAGAGUCCAUCCUCCGAAGUUUGGUUCGAGCGUAGAACCAAUUAUACGCGAUCACUGGCUGUCAUGAGUAUGGUGGGGUAUAUCCUGGGUCUGGGAGACCGGCACCCCUCAAACAUUAUGCUAGAUAGGAAGACGGGGAAGUUCCUGCAUAUAGAUUUCGGGGACUGUUUCGAAGUGGCCGUAACCAGGGACAAGUUUCCGGAGAAAAUACCUUUCAGAUUGACUAGGAUGCUGAUAAAUGCUAUGGAAGUAACAGGCAUCGAAGGCACCUACCGCCGUACAUGUGAAUCGGUCAUGGAGGUUCUACAUCGGCACAAAGACAGCGUGAUGGCCGUACUCGAAGCGUUCGUAUACGACCCUCUUCUCAACUGGAGGCUGAUAGAUGCCGGUAGGAGGUCCAGGAACGAAGCUGAACCGUCAUCUGGUGAAGCAUCUUCCCCACAGCCUGGGAGAAGUAAAGCGGUAACUGGUAGUAAUGAAAUAGACCCUCCAGCGGAAACCAACCUCAAUAAACGGGCGCUGGCUAUAGUUAAUCGAGUUAGGGAUAAACUCACGGGCCGCGACUUCCCUCACAUAGAUGACAACUGUGUAAGUGUGCAACAACAGGUCGAUCUGUUGAUACAGCAGGCGACGAGCAAUGAGAAUCUAUGUCAGUGUUAUGUUGGUUGGUGUCCAUUCUGGUAA